Messenger RNA from Podarcis muralis (Common wall lizard), 3034 nucleotides. RefSeq names its product CDC42 small effector 1 (gene CDC42SE1). The record is from RefSeq and is a predicted model, not a curated record. Gene Ontology annotation, cellular component: plasma membrane. NCBI's taxonomy places the organism in Eukaryota, Metazoa, Chordata, Lepidosauria, Squamata, Lacertidae. Gene Ontology annotation, molecular function: small GTPase binding. Gene Ontology annotation, biological process: regulation of Rho protein signal transduction.
GCGCGUCUCUCUCUGUGUGUGGAAAGUCCUUCUGAGCAUUUCCUCCUUCUCUCACGCAGCGGGGUGGAGAGCCACACCUCGUGCGCGGGGCUGGAUUUCCCAAGGAAACUUUCCAUGCCAGUCUGAGCCAGGGAACUGGCUGGAGGCGAGAGAGGAAGGGGGUCGGAGGAGAAGGAGCCGCGCGCCCCAAGAAGACCAGGUAGACUUCAAACGUCUGAGGAGUCCUAUUUGCUUCUGCCUCGCUGUCAGGGCACGGGAACGAACUCCGCAAAUCUCCGCCAGCGUCUUUUCUCCGGAACGGCGGAAUCGUCUCAGGUCGCGGAAUGAUCUCGGAGGCCGCCGUGUGAAUUUUCUGGACCCUGCAGUGGUGGUGGGGAGGAAGAAAGCAGCUUUGGGUUGCAGCAGUCGCAGAAACUUUCCUGCGUAGAGAAGGAUCCGGCACGCGGAAAGGGGUCCGGCUUACCAGUAUCUGAGAGAAGAUCGACCCACUAGGCGGAAACCUGGAAUCCUCAACGAAUAUGAGCGAUUUCUGGCACAAGCUGGGUUGCUGCGUCGUAGAGAAAUCGCGGCAGCCGAAAAAGACGCGGCGGAGAAUCGACCGCAGCAUGAUAGGGGAGCCCAUGAAUUUCGUCCACCUGACGCACAUCGGGUCCGGAGACAUGGCGAAUGAGGGUCUUCCCAUGACGGGAGCAAUGCAUGAAAUGAGAUCCAAAUGCGGCCGAGAUCGACAGUGGAGCAGCUCCCACGUUUUGUAGCUCUGUGGUGUUUCCCCCGCUUUCUCUUCCGUGUCCCGGGCAAAUUAACGAAUCGAGAAAACCCAAAGAAAGAAAUAAGUAUGUAAACAACCCUCGCGCAAGUGGCCUUCUCGGAUCCUGUCAAGGCAGGUCGGCGAAGCUCAGAAGACACCGAACACCCUUUGUAACUUAUGCAAACUGAUUCCAAACGAAAUCGGAUUGGAUUUUCUUUUUCAAAAGAGCGUCAGCAACAAAAAUGCAGCAGUUUAUUCCGCCGCUAAUUUUCGCCUCCCAGAUUUGCAUAGAAAGAUUUGCUGAAUCCAACACUCCCUUAGCUGCCGCUUCCUCUCUCUCUUCUCCCCCCCCCCAAAAAAAAUAUAUGCAGAAGCAUCUCUGGACCUUCAGUCAGUCUCUCAUGCCGUCCUUCGUUUCAUGGCUGCCGCAUUUUGCUUUUUCAGAACUUUGCAAGGAAUCGGGGUGGGCGUUUGAGGGAGAUUGACGCCCGGGGCAGGCAUCUACGUCUGCGAACAUGCCAUCCAUUUAAAGCACAUCCAAAGCCUCUUCCACACACACACACCCCCAGGCCAAUCAGCCUGGGAACUGUAGUUUGCUAUGGGUGCUGGGAAUUGUAGCGCUAUAGGAGUAAACUGCAGUUCUCGGGGUACGUGUGCUUUAAAUGUAUAAUGUGUGUGCCAUUUUGCUUCAUUUUUUAAAAGUGCAUUCUGUUUCAUCCCCCAAAAAAAUCUGGAGAGGAACUUAUCGUAACUUGUUUGUUUUUUUUACAUGGAAGUGUAAUCACUGGAUUUUUGGCUGUUUUCUGGGGAGGGGGAGAAGGAUCGACCUUUCUAUGAGGCACGGGUUUUUUUUAAGAGCGGGAGGCAGAGCGCCACCCUGCCGGAAUCUCCCCUGUGAAAGCCUUGCUGAAAUGACUGGGAGGCCUGCGAGAGUGUGGUUAGUGACGUCACAGGCACUAGCCAGUCGCCACCUUCCACAAUUGGCCAGCAUUUUGCUCCUGCUCCUGAAGACCUCUUCUCUGUGCCAGUCACUAAAGAUGGGGUGCGGCUGUUUUUGGGUUUCCUGCGGCAAAGCAUCCCAUACGCAGGGCGGCCUUUGCAUGUUCGACUUCCUCUACCAAAGGGCAGCAAAAUGGGAGAGACGUUUUUUCACCAAGCAAAGUGAGAGAACAAACACGGAAGAUGGAGAGGAUCUGGUCCAGAUGAUGGCAAGGUCUUGUCACCUCUUUGGCCGCAAAGCAUCGUGGAGGGAGAAAAUCUCUGGACCACAUCAAGGCAAUUUCGGAACUUCCUUUUAUAUAUAUAUAAGAAAAUGCAAUAUUCCUGUUAAAAGCACACAGCUGGGCAAAGUUCGUCAUUCUGUUGGGGUAGGGACAUUUCACUGAGAUUUUGCUUGGACUGCAGGAGCCUUGAUCCUCAGUUCUUCCCGUCGAACCACGAAUGUGGGGCUCUGGAGGUGCUCAUACUACAACUCCCAGCAGCCCCAGCACGGCCAGUGAGGGAAUCAUGGGAGUUGUAGUCCGGCAAUUUCAGGUGGGUGGCAGAUGCUUCCCUGCACCCCCCCCCCCAGUUUCUGGAAGUUCCUCUCUCUGACCCCGUGAAAUUCUCCGCAGAAACAUCCCCCCAUCUGAUCGCUAAGGACUAAUCCUGACUCUCCUCCUGAGGGGUGGAGAACCUCAGGCCAAAUCUGGCCCCCAAGGCUGCUCUCUUUGGCCCUCGGAACUCUCCCUAGGCCACACCCCUCUCCCUAGGCCACACCCCUCUCCCUAGGCCAUGCCCCUCUCCACAGGCCACGCCCCCUCUCCGUCCCUCCUUCGCAUCCUGAAUGAUGUUCCCUGGUUGGGAUUUGUCCCUGAACUCUGACGGGGACGCAGAGAGGACUGUGUGAAAAGGUGCAAGGACCAGCCCACUGCACAAAAGCGAAAAUUAUAUCCUUUGCUAUGCCCAUUUUGCUCCUUGGCACCACUGCCCACAGCUGGCAUGCUGCCCCCGGAAGGAAAUUCAGCCCUCUGGCCAGUUCCUCGCUCCAGAAUUGCUCCUUCUGACUGAAUGGGGUUUCCCAAGGAGGAACUCUGAGGUGGGGUGUGUGGGAAGGGCGCUAGGGGCUGGUGUUGGGGGAGCACUUCAGAUUUCAAGUUUCUAUGCCUCAUGAGGCUCUGGCACCGGGUGGCGGAUCGUUCCCACCCACAUUCCUUCUCUCUCGUUAUUAUUCGCAGGGCCGUUGCAGGAAAUAUGAAGCCAGCCAGGCUGAACUCUGGAAUCGCUUUAGGGUUCCACUGCAAAAAA